AUGGCCGUCACAUCCCUUUCGCAAGAAGAAAUGGACGCAGUCCUCUACGACUGCAGAGAGGGAGACCUCGACUUCCUCAAGGAGGUCUUCACAGAGAUGGUUCCCGCGCUGCUUCUCCCGACCAUCAGAGAUGAGAACACAUUGAGCACACCCAUCCACAUGGCUGCUGCCAACGGCCACUUGGAGGUUCUCCAGUACUUGUUGUCGUUGGUUGACCGCGACACAGCCGUGGAGUUGGCCAACGCCAAGAACGACAGCGGAAACACACCUUUGCAUUGGGCCUGUUACCGAGGCCACUUGAAAAUCGUCCAAUUGCUUGUGGAGGAGUUUGGCGCCGAUGUGUAUGCGAAGAACUCCUCGAGCCACGAUGCGCUUUUCGAGGCCGAGCAUAACGGCCAGACAGAGGUGGAGAAUUGGCUCUUGCUGAAGUUUGCUGUGGAGGAAGAGGUGUCUGUAGACGAGUCUGGUGAGAAUACCAAGAUCACAUAUACACCAGGUAAUGAGUCGUAUGCGGUCGACAAGGAGAUGCCUAAGAACAUUAAUGCAUUGAGACAGACCCAGGGAUCCGUUGACGACGUGGAGAAGAAGACGGAGUCGUUGACUUUGGAGUAG
Australozyma saopauloensis is the source of this 612-nucleotide messenger RNA. RefSeq lists its product as uncharacterized. Gene Ontology annotation, molecular function: protein binding. The record is from RefSeq and is a predicted model, not a curated record. The transcript has a single exon. NCBI's taxonomy places the organism in Eukaryota, Fungi, Ascomycota, Pichiomycetes, Serinales, Metschnikowiaceae. Bases 1 to 612 code for a protein of 203 amino acids.